AAAAGAGAAAGGGUCCAGGAACAAUAGAUCACUCAUUCAAUAUGAAAGAUAGAGAUACUUUAGAUUUAGAAAUUGCUAGAAUGUUUUACUCUUCUGGAUUACCAUUUCAUCUAGCAAGGAACCCUCACUUUAUCAAAGCUUUCUCUUUUGCUUCUAACAAAAAUCUAGAUGGUUAUAUUCCCCCGGGCUAUAACAAGUUAAGGACAACUUUGCUUGAGAGAGAAAGGGAGCAUGUGAAAAGGAUGUUGGAGCCAAUAAAAAAUUCAUGGAGUCAAAAAGGAGUAAGCAUUGUAAGUGAUGGGUGGAGUGAUCCGUAAAGAAGGCCUCUUCUUAAUUUUAUGGCUGUGACUGAAAGUGGACCUAUGUUUUUGAAAGCCAUAGAUUGUUCGGAUGAGAUCAAAGACAAAGAUUUUAUUGCAAGCAAAAUGAGAGAAGUGAUUAUGGAAGUUGGUGUCUCAAAUGUUGUGCAAAUUGUGACGGACAAUGCACCUGUGUGUAAGGCUGCUGGAUUAUUGAUUGAGGCUGAGUUUCCUACUAUAUAUUGGACUCCUUGUGUUGUCCAUACACUUAAUCUUGCCUUGAAGAAUAUUUGUGCAGCCAAGAACACCGAGAGGAAUAAUAUUGUUUAUCAAGAAUGUUGUUGGAUUACACAAGUUGCUGAAGAUGCUAUUUUCAUUAAAAAUUUCAUUGUGAAUCAUCAUAUGAGGUUAUCGAUUUUUAAUGAAUUUGUAUCAUUGAAACUACUUAAUAUUGCUCCUACACGAUUUGCCUCUAUCAUUGUGAUGCUCAAGAGGUUCAAAUUAAUAAAGUUUAGACUCAAAGAGAUGGUGAUUAGUGAGAAGUGGUCCUCCUACAAGAAAGAUGAUGUGGGGAAGGCUGAAUUUGUUAAAGAGAAGAUUUUGAGUGAUAAUUGGUGGCAAAAGGUGGAUUACAUCCUUUCUUUUACUGAGCCUAUUUAUGAUGUUUUAAGAAGCACUGAUACGGAUACUCCUAGUCUCCAUUUAGUGUAUGAAAUGUGGGAUUCAAUGAUUGAAAAGGUGAAAAAGGUCAUAUAUCACUAUGAGAGAAAGGAUGAAAGUGAGGAAUCAACAUUUUUCAAUGUUGUGAACUCAAUAUUAAUUGAGCGUUGGACAAAAAGUAGUACACCUCUUCAUUGUUUUGCACAUUCCUUGAAUCCAAGGUAUUAUAGUCAUCAAUGGCUAAGACAAGACUCUAGACGUGUUCCUCCUCAUCAAGAUGUGGAACUUACUAAUGAGAGAGUGAAGUGCUUGAAAAGAUAUUUCCGUGAUGCUGAAGAUAGGAGAAAAGUGAACUUAGAGUUUGCUAAUUUUUCAGGUGGUAGAGAGGGGUUUGAUGAUUGUGACUCUUUGAAUGAUAGAGGUGUGCUAGAUGCAAAAUUUUGGUGGCUAGUUCAUGGUGUUCAUGCUCCAACUCUUCAAAAGAUUGCUCUCAAACUACUUGGACAACCAUUUUCAUCUUCUUGUUGUGAGAGAAAUUGGAGCACUUACUCUUUUAUUCAUUCUCUCAAAAGAAAUAAGAUAAAACCCAAACGAGCUGAGAAUUUAGUGUUUGUGCAUACCAAUCUUCGUCUCAUGUCAAGGAAAGCUCCCCAAUACAAGAAAGGAGAAACAAUGAUGUGGGAUAUUGCGGGAGAUGAUUUUUCACCAAUUGAUGAAGAUAAUGGGGUCCUAGAAAUUGCUAGUCUUUCUCUUGAUGAACCGGAGUUGGAAGCUGUUCUUUUUGUCAAUGAAAAAAAUGAAGUUACUUUUUAG
This is a messenger RNA of Arachis duranensis, 1772 nucleotides long. RefSeq lists its product as uncharacterized. Gene Ontology annotation, molecular function: protein dimerization activity. The coding region runs from base 339 to 1772 and encodes 477 amino acids. The transcript has 2 exons. The record is from RefSeq and is a predicted model, not a curated record. Lineage: Eukaryota; Viridiplantae; Streptophyta; Magnoliopsida; Fabales; Fabaceae.